CCUUUAGUAAACAGCAAUUAAUGAGGAGAUGAAGGUACCUGCUACAUGUCUUGUCCUCUGAUUGCACAGAACCCCGCCACGCUAGCAAACCUGACCUACCUUGCCUAGUACAGUACUGGCCGCACGCACUCGCUCGAGUCCAGUGGCAUUAACUACAAGGGAGGUUCCUUCCUUUGCCUGGCCUUCUAGGCUGACUGCACCAUUCCAUUCCCCCCAUCCAUAACUCGGACAUGCAUCCCCACCAAUUCUUAGCCUCAAUAUCCACUCCUCUCCUCGACAUUCGCCUUUGUUAUUAGAAGCCGAGCAGACUCCGGCUCUUCUUCAUUCUGCACGGCCUACGGGUCUCCCUUUUUCUUAUUUUAAAUCUGCUUGAUGCCUGGCAACCGAUCACAACAGCCUCCGCUGGACCCUUCGCAGUACCAAAACGCAAACGGCUUAGUCCGGUCCAUCCUCGAUGACCGGCUGUCCACUGCCACUGUGAGCCCGUCCGGAGAGUUGUAUCGAGCAAUAGAGAGAUUCCACUGGAGGGCCAACCGUGACCACCAUAUUUCAGCCGCGCAGGCCGCCCCAGAGACAAGUAUGUCCUCGGGCUCCGAACGGGACCUGCGACGAAGAUUCAACCUAGACCCACAGCAGGGCGACGGGGCGGCACCGGGAACCUCAACUGUAGUUGGCAACCCGCCGUCACUUCCGCCCCUUCGCUCCCUCGGAACGAGUGGUCGCCUCGGCAUGGCGUCGUCGGGAGGCUCGGGAGGCUCGGGAGGCUCGGGAGGGCAUUUUGGCCGACUUCGAGCCUCCGACCGCUUUCUCGAGAGGCACCGGUCUAGGCUUCACAGCAGGUCAACAAAUCCCAGUUUCGAGGACAUGGACCGGAAUCUCGAGAAUGCAAACUCGCACCUGAGAGCCUUGCUGGAUUUCACCAACAAUCCGAUAAUAACGCCCCCACUUGCACAACCCUCGGACUCAUCUCCGGCCCAUGGCCAUGAUCAAGCUGAAGAGAGCCACCGUGUCAAGCGUCGGAAGUUGGAUUCGAAUAAGAUUACAUCUACCUUCAAGGGUUUUCACUAUGGCAGGUACGGCCAGCUCGAGCCAGGCAAGCUCACCAUGGAAAUUGUGUCCUGUGAUGGUGGCCUUUACGAGGGGAAGCUACUCGACGACCAAGAGUCUUGCGUGCCCGAGAACAUCUUGAAGGACGAUAACUCAGUGUACUGCACCAAGGGGAACCGAUGCAAUAUCGUCUUGCGACACCAAGGCGCCACUGUGUUCAGUCUCAAGGAGCUGAUAAUCAAGGCUCCUGGUGAAAGGUUCUCAUCCCCGAUCCGCCAAGGCAUGGUGUUCGUGUCAAUGAAUUCGGAUGACGUGCUACAGCGCACUACGAAUUACCGGAUCCUAUAUGAGGAACCUCGCCGAAGAAACAUUCCUCCUUCUCACCGGCCUGGCGCUCUAGUUGCUCUCCGUCACCCCGAUGACCCUGAUGGAAGUCGACCUUUUCUCACACGAUACCCGAACCAGCGGCUCCACAACCACGGGAUGGGAGACGGCGACGAAUAUCUGACAGCUGUGAUCCCUACAGAGUUCAAUGCCAUGCCAGCCCCUUUUAAUGUUACCACCGAGUGUAGCGGCGAUGAGAGUGAGAGAUCAGGUCGACGUUCUUUUCGGCGACCUCCCGAGAUUGGUACUCUGCCUUUUGAGAGCCAGCACGGCGACAACAGCCCCGACAUAUGGACUGCUGCAUCCAGCUUCCCAUUAGCAGGUCUUAGAUGGCAUCGAAUGCGCGAAUGGGAUCGUGCCGAGGCGGAAAGCAUGACGCUUGAGGAGGCCCAAGACGCGGCCCAGAUUGCGACCCAGGACGCGGUGCGGGCCGUCGGUGCUAACAUGCUGGCUCCUCUGGCGCAUUUUAACAUCAGACUGGACGAGAAUAGGUGCACCAUCAACUUUGAUCCGCCGGUGAGCGGACGUUUCAUCUUGCUAAAGAUGUGGAGCACACAUGAAGACCCGCGCCAGAAUAUUGACAUUCAGACCGUCAUUGCGAAUGGCUUUGCAGGGCCCCGGUCUUUCCCUUCUGUUGAAUUACGGUGAAUCGAUAUAGGUAGCCGGGUUGGCGUAUUUUGGGCGAUGACUUGGCGUAGUGUAAUCAUGACAUAACGGUUGACUGGUUUGGCGUUUUAUGGAUUAUGGAUUGUUUUCGUAUCAUGUCUAGCCCAAAUGUUUCAAGUUAUCAUUGGCCCUCGCAUUACGGACCCAGGAGAGUCUGUCAAAUCUGGCUGGAUGUAUGGGGCGGCGUUACUGGUAAAAGCAAUUCUUGGAACUGCAUAUAGUCUGGGUAUCGGUAUCUCGUACCUAGAUACUUAAUGAACAGCAAAAGCCCAUGAUUUGCAAGCACGCAAGCAUGUAACCUGCUCGAAAGCCCUUGAUUACAUGAGUCCGAGGCAGUGCCGCAAUUACUAGCGAUGAAUCAUAGUGAAAUGCGGCAGUAGACUCUGAUCGUGAGUGGCGGUGCUUCUAUGGUGGAAGGGCUGCCGCAACCUACUGAGUCAUCGGCAAGCCGCUGAGACCUCAGGCACACGGCUGAAGCGAAC
This is a messenger RNA of Lasiosphaeria miniovina, 2579 nucleotides long. RefSeq lists its product as uncharacterized. NCBI's taxonomy places the organism in Eukaryota, Fungi, Ascomycota, Sordariomycetes, Sordariales, Lasiosphaeriaceae. The record is from RefSeq and is a predicted model, not a curated record. The transcript is spliced from 3 exons. The coding region runs from base 373 to 2079 and encodes 568 amino acids.